Molecule: messenger RNA, 15066 nt
Organism: Zootoca vivipara (common lizard)
Lineage: Eukaryota; Metazoa; Chordata; Lepidosauria; Squamata; Lacertidae
Source: RefSeq, a predicted model, not a curated record
AAUGGACCCCCUUUGAUUCUCAACGCCCACGGGUCCUACUGGUGGCAGAAGUGGACGGGUGGGUGGAGGGAAAUUGAAGGGACAGUGUUAUAUUGUAUGUUUUGUGUGUCUUGUUUGUAUAAAAAAUUAAUAAAAUUGUUAUUAAAAAAGAAAAGAAAAUGCUUUUUAUCCUCCGGCAGGAAAAUAAUGAAAAAAAGGCAUUCAUGUACAUCGGUAGAAAUAGAAUAGAUUUGGACCUUGUCAUGAAAUUUGGCACAGAAUAGUGGAUGAAGAAGGACUCAAUAGCAGCUUGCAUGUGGGUCGCAAGAUAGGUAAUGCAUGUAUUAGGAAUCAAGUUUUGAAGCCUGUGUCCAGUUUUGUCCCAGAAAAACUGGGGACUAAGAAACAAGAAGUGAGCAGAGCUGGCUGGUGCUGCCAUCCAUUUAUUAUAAUUAUGAUAUAAAUAUCAUAAUUAUUCUGCCACUCCUGUCAAAGGGGCCCAGGGCAGCAGACACAGGAAAAGUAAAACAGUGUCAGACUAGUGGGUUUAACUCCGCGAAAGGUUACACUCUUGUACCUGCUACACUGGAUCUUGUGGAUCUAGGGAGUUUAUCCAGUGACCUAUUUUAAGCAGGAAAGCAGUUGGCCUUUUGAUAGCUUGUCUAUUUUAUGCUGACAGAAAUAAGUUCACUGGAAAAAGUGUCACCCUGUGGUGGCAGGGAGAAAUGACAUCUACACUUUGUUUCAGUUCAUGUAUUAGCCUCAUAUGUCUAAUUUUUCUUCUCUGCACUGUGACAGGCACCCAUCAUUUAAUGUCAGCCCCAUCCCAUAUAUGCCUUGAAAUAUUUACCUACAUUCCUUAAAUCUCUGGUAUUUAUUCUGGCAAUCGUAGUGUUAUUUAACAGAUUGUUUUCCUCUCUCUUUUCAGGUCUCUGGAUGGCAGACUCUGAAAAGAAAUGCAGUUUUAAGAGGUAUGUUGACCAUGUGUGCUUCUUGGGAAAAGAGCGCUUUACUGAUGGAAUUGGACUUCUCGCGUCUCACUUUAAAUAGAUGAAAGGGGAAACAGGGAUUGAAAACAACAAGCACACCUAAAUUGAAAUCGGCGCUUUUGAAGUUCUAGUCACUAUAAAAAUUUGCAAAACGCUUAGUUUUACUGUAAAGAAUAAAAUUGCUGCUGUCCCACCAGAUAGAACCUGUUUUAGCCUCAACAUCAGAUUUGUUAUGGGUCCAGUAUAAGUUGCUUUUAAUGUUAGCCUUUAGUGUUAGGGUGUGACAGUUGUGUAGAAGCUCAGGGAGGAUGAGGUAACUGUUUUAAUCUUGAGGGGUUUUUAAAUGUAGGAAUACUUUUUUUAUUCAACUGAAAUAUCUCGACACUCUUUCACAUAAAGAAUGUCAAUGGAGAUCCCCAAAUCUAUUUGAAUUGCAUCACUAUAAAAUAUUUGAACUUACCCUCCUAACUGGAAAUAGGGAAUUCCUGUCAGUGGCAAGGACUCCUUCAUGCUCUGAUUCCUGCCACAAGAAAUGUUUAAUGUGUUCAAAGUUUUGGAAAUAUCGCAGAAGAGUCUUUGUGUGGUUAAGUUAUCCUUGCAAGGCUACUGAGAGUCACCCAAACUCUAAGCUAACCCUGCUUCUUCUGGGGUAGUUUGUCCAUCAGCCUGCACUCAUCUCUCACCUGUGAAUCCUAGAGGCUGUCAGCAUGCAACAGCGACCACACCCUGGGAACGGCUUCGGCUAGCUGGCUAAACCAGGUGAGGGUAGCCGAUGUGACUCAACCAUUGAUGAGUUAGGGACUUCCCUUGCAUGUGAAGACAGACUCCUGCAGAUUGAGCAGACAAGACUAGUAUUGUCUCCAACAGUCAAGGAGAUGGUUUCUGCACAUGCUGCAGAGGGAAGUGAGGGGCAGAUGGGGCUCAUCCAGCUGGAAAGGUAGCCCACCUAGGAGAAGGAAAACUCUGAUGCUAAAUCUCUGCUGCCUUGUGGAAUACCUUCAGGAGAAGAAAAGGCAAAGGAGCAGGGCUUUUUUUUUUCUGCCGGAACUUGCCGGAAGUCAGUUUCAGCACCUCUCAAGUGGGCGCUAUUGCCGUUCUAAGAGAAUGAGGGAGGUUUUCAUGGUGAGUCCUGGCACGUCUUUUUUUUUAAAAAGCACUGCUAAGGACUUGGAGUAAACCCAAGACAAAUCCAGAGUGGAGACCCUAAGACAGUUGGAUGGUGACUUGUACACCUCCUUCUGGCAACUCCUGCCACCAAGUUGGUGCCAGACAUAUUGCUCUGCUUUCCUUUGAAACCCCAUCAGCGAGGCUGGGGUGGUGGUGUCCUGUCUUCUGGGCAGCCCAGGACCUCCAUACACACUGCCCAGGCUUACACCCCGGGGUGGUUACUUCAGUACUGCUAGUGCAGUAGCUUGACUUCACCCCCAGAGGUGCAUUCCAUUGUCUCUUGAGACAGAUGGAUACCAAUGAAAAGCACUAUGCCAUGGGAACUAGGAAAUUGCUGUUUUCAGAAGCAGAAAAGCCUGAGAUUAUCUUGGGGCCAAACUAGAUAUGAUCAGGGGAGAGUAAGUAUUAGCUCUCCCACUCUUUAUUUAUUGGACGAGUGAAACCAACCAAUGCUUCCCUCUGCGAGGGAGCCUUCCCAGACCCGCUGAAACCGCUUCUUAAAAAAAAAUAAAAAUUAGACCCGGCCAAUAUGGCCAACUAUCGCCCAGUCUCAAAUCUACCAUUCUUUGGCAAGGUGAUUGAGCGGGUGGUUGCUAAACAACUCCAAGCACACCUGGAGGAUGCGGACCAUUUAGAUUCCUUCCAGUUGGAAUUCAGGCCUCACCAUGGGACUGAAACUGCCUUGGUUGCGCUGGUCGAUGAUCUUUGGUGGGCUAGGGACAAAGGUGAGAGCUGUUUCCUAGUUCUGCUGGAUCUCUCAGUGGCCUUUGACACCAUUGACCAUAACAUCCUUCUGGACCAGGGGUUCCCAAACUGAGGCCGGAUGUGGCCCGCACGAACCAGUUGUGCGGCCCCCAAUGACCCCUGCCGCCUCCUGGCGCUGCCUGCUCUUAUUGGCGCGCUGCGGUGCGGUUGCCCAUCUCCGUGUUGGCACAGCGCCGGAAAUAGCUUAUGUGCACGUGCGGGCCGGAGGGCAGGGGAACACGCUCCCAUACGCAUGCGCACAAGCUAUUUCUGGUGCCGCGCCGACCCGGAAGUGCACUGGAAAUGAUGCCUGCGCAUGUGCAGAAGCAAUUUCCGGCGCAGCACCGUGCUAGAAAAAGCAAUUGUGUGCGCGUAUAGGAGCGCGUUCCCCCGCCCUCUGACCCGCCACGUGAUCAGCGCCGGAGGAAGCGGCCCGAAGCCGGGUAAGUUUGGGGGCCCCUGUUCUGGACUGUCUAGAGGGUCUGGGAGCUGGGGGCACUGUUAUACAGUGGUUCCGCUCCUUUCUCCUGGGCCGUGUCCAGAAAGUGGUGUUGGGGGAUGAGUGUUCAGACCCCUGGGCUCUCACUUGUGGGGUGCCUCAGGGUUCCGUCCUCUCCCCCAUGCUUUUUAAUAUCUAUAUGAAGCCGCUGGGUGUUUAUCAGUAUGCAGAUGACACCCAGCUCUACCUCUCUUUUAAAUCAGAACCAGUGAAGGUGGUGAAAGUCCUGUGUGAGUGCCUGGAGGUGGUUGGAGGAUGGUUGGCAGCUAACAGAUUGAGGUUGAAUCCUGACACGACAGAAGUACUGUUUUGGGGGGACAUGGAGGCGCAGGUUAAUUCUGUGUCCAGGGCGGCUGUCUACCAGCUCCAUCUGGUACACAGGCUGAGACCCUACCUGCCUGCGGACUGUCUCGCCAGAGUGGUGCAUGCUCUAUGAAUCUCCCGCUUGGACUACUGCAAUGCACUCUACAUGGGGCUAUCUUUGAAGGUGACCCGGAACUGCAAUUAUUCCAGAAUGCAGCAGCUAGAUUGGUGACUGGGAGUGGCCGCCGGGACCACAUAACACUGAGAGACCUACAUUGGCUCCCAGUAUGUUUCCGAGCACAAUUCAAAGUGUUGGUGCUGACCUUUAAAGCCCUAAACAGCCUUGGUCGUGUAUACCUGAAGGAGCGUCUCCACCUCCAUCAUUCAGCCCGGACACUGAGAUCCAGCGCCGAGGGCCUUCUGACGGUUCCCUCAUUGCAAGAAGCUGCUAUUUGCCCUGCAAGAGAAAACAAAGCAUACAGGUAUCCAUAUUAUUAAUAGCUUCAGAAGAUGAUUUUCACUUAAACAACAGCACAGAGUAAAGGGUUUAACAUACCCACCCCACUGCAGUUCCAAUCAAAUUCCCCAAUGUACUCCUGCAACUGUUGUUAAACUGUAAAAGUAUGUACAUUGGAUGUCCUCUUGUGGUCUUCUGUUGUCCUGCAAACCCUUUGACAAGUGUCAUAUUCUGUGUAGGAUUCCCCAGGUAUGGAACUGCAGAAGACUGCAGGCCUGGUUGUUGUUGCUGCUGCUGUUCAUUCUCCUAAGCACAGUUAGUGCCCACUUCCCCUGAAGCACAUGAAUUUUCUGUUUGCAUUUAUUAGCUAAGAUUAUGCUGUUUAUCUUGAGGAUUAGAUGAGUUUGUUUAGCAUUACUUCUAGGCAUCUGAUAUCUCAGAUCUCUGGGGCACUGCUUUAUAUGGUGCCAGAGUAUGGCUUAUCAUAUUCCCACACCCACCUUGCUCCUUCCCAGGCUUUUUUAGGUCAGCACAAGACAGGAGAUAAGCCAAAGUUUUGCUUAUUGUGUUGUCUGAACCCAGAAUUGUUGUUAAGGAGGAGAUAGUGUACAACUUCCAGAGCUGUGAAAGGACUGAACUUUGGCUAUUGUCAUGUUCUCAGCAUCAUGGCUGGCCAGUUUGGCAAUGUUGUGGAGAUGAUAUGGCAAAGUUUGAAAUGGAUGUUUGAGCUGGAUACCGCGAUUGGGGGGGGGCGCUAUUUACUCUGACUCAGAUCUGCCCCAUUACACACAGACUCAGAGUAUCAGACAUAAUGAAACCACCUUCUUCUUUCUUUGGUGAUCACUCGUAGCCGAGUAAGAUUGUCUUCCAUGAACUUAACAGUGAGUCCAUAAGUGACUAUGGAGGCCAAUUCUGGAUCCACACAUCCUUCCAUAGUGGGGACAUAGGUUUCCAGACAGGAGUUGAUCAUGGUGAGGGUUUGCCAAAUGUGCCUUCCUCUUAGCACGUUUCUCCCUUUUGUCCUGAGUUUGAGUGUCUACAAAGUCCAUGACACCUUUGGUAAAGGCAGCAUCUUCCACCAUGUGAGCAGGAAGAAACCAGCAACCAAAUGCUGUUGGCAUCCCUGCACUCAGAGGUAGAGUUUGCCCUGGCAGCACAUAUUCCUUGCAAGUACAUUUUUGAUUGCAGCAUGUAAAGAGAAGGAAGGAGGCCUGCAGAGAAGAGAGCAUAGAGCCCUCUUUGAGAUAAGAACUCAAGACUCACUGAAGGAGUAGAAGUGUCUUUUGCCAAGCAGGGAAAGGGAAGUACCAGAUUAGAGGGCAAAGGAAACUGUAACCACUUCCUGACAACAGUGCCCUCCAUUAGCUCACUGUAUAGGGCACAAGGUAGGGAAACUGGAGUUUGAACCUCACCAGGGGGAAUAGGGAGAAGAUGACCCACACUGGAGACACUACUCAGCAGUUCCCUAUUGGCAGCAGACAGGAAACAGAUGCACCCUGACGCAUUGGUUUCCCUCAGCAUUGAGACCCAGUCACGUGUGCCAGAAGUACAUAGGUUGCAGAUGAAGCCUGGCGGAACAAGUGGCAUUCUCAUGGAGGGGGUCUGAAAGUAGAUCAUACCAGGGAGAGGGUUUUACCGCCUUCCGGCAGUAAAAGAGCAUGAGUGCACAAUCUUGACCAGAUGCCAGUCCUAUUGAAUUCAGUGGGGCUUACCCUGAGGAAAGGGGGUUAGGAUUGCAGCCAAAUCGUAGUGAACAGCACCUGGGAUGGAAGAGAGCCUGAAAAGAAAUGUCUGUGGCAUAACCAGUUACUCCAGGAGGGCUGCUGCGGUGCCCCUCGUGGCUCACAACUUCAUGUUGAUACUGAGAACAAAGAGUGGCUGGAAGAAGUAUCCUGGGAACAGGCAGGGGCACCCUGAUUGCUGGUCAUGGGGUGCUCUUCCUUGGGGCCUACGUGGAAUGGAUACCCCAUUCCUUGUAGGCCAUGGGGAAAGCCCACCCCAUGAAAGCUUGGUACCUGUGGGCCCAUGGAGAGCAAGAGGCAUCUGCUGCCAGACUAUAGUACCUGCAUCUCCUCAAGCACAGUUGGUGUUUGUAAGAGAAGACUGAGUGCCUCUUUCCCCCACCCGCCAUAAGUGCUGCCAUGAGGGAAGCCAUCCUUCUCCCUGUCUCAUGGGAGUUUGCAGUGGAACUGUGUGUGUGCGCUCAAAGAGCAUGUCUUGAUCCAUAUGUCCAGGCUGUGAUCCAGCAAGGCAGAAGUGUUUGGGCCAGCAGUAUCAGUGUAUGGAAUGGAGUGCCAUGCCUUUACCAACAAAUAGUUUACCUAUAUGUGCGGAUGCCUUGUACGGAAGAGACUGUUUCUUGCUGCUCUGGCUAUGGGGGUGGGUGGGGAGCAAGCAAUACAGUUCAGACAAGACACAGUAUUAACAUAUAGCAAAGUGGGGGGUGGUGAAAGACAUAGGAGACAGUUGAAUCAGUCAUACUUUGUGGCAUACAGCCCCCCCCUCCUCCUCCGGCGUUAAGGACCUGUCAUGGAGAAUUGCCUAUGCUGAUUUUUCUUGGAAAGUUUGGCUUUGAUGGAUAUGCAGUACUUUCAUCGGACAUAAAAACAUAUGAAUGAUUCAUUUCUAACAAUCUACACAAUAAUUUGUAGGAGGCCUCUUAAGGGGAGAGAAUAGUUAAUCAUAAAAAGAAAAGAAUUUCCCCCUCCCCUAAGAAUCUUUGAGUUUGGCUCCUGCUAGCUAGUUUUAUUGAGUGACAUGUACAUUUAUCAGGAAUGUACAUGUACAUUUAUCAGGAAAGGAAAAUGGUCAGUGCAGAAUUAUCUUAAAGUAAUCUGAAGACACAAGUACAUUGAAUUACCCUUACUGCAAUGAAAUUAUGAAAUGUGUUCCAAAAUAAAAUUGAAUUAAAGUGUUUUCUGAGCCAAAGUGUCUCAGCAGUUCUUACUGAAAAAGCAUGUUAAUUUGGUGACACCUGCCACGUAGGAUACCAUUGCAACAGAUGGUAAAACUAGCUCCCCCCCCUUUUUAAUUAUUUAAUGCUAUACUCUUCUUUUUCCAGUGCAGAUUUUCCCAGUGAGGAAAUGUGAGCAGGUGUUUUUAUCCUACUUAUAAGUUUUAAUAUGUCAUACUUCAGCUGCUUUCAGGGAACUUUGAGUUUGUAUAUUUUUAAGGAGCCAAACUUGCCCAUCAAAUUUGGGUAACAUUCUUGAGAGAUUUUAACAGUUUGUUUUGUCAGGGUCCCCCCUACCCCUGCCCUUCCAAAUUUAGGGUUCAGGGAUUUAUUCUCGAUGAAAGUGCACAUGCAUGCAUUACACACAGGCAUGCAGAGGCUUCAGAUGACAUGGAGACUUGUUGUAACUUCUGUUCCAAGGCCCCAGUUGAAAGAAGGAAGAUGACUAACCAUUCCUUACUGUCUUACGCUACCAACAUACACAUAAGUCCCCUCCCCAAAGUUACACAGACUUCUGAUUCAUGGAUAAUAAAAUAUGUAACAUCUGUCCCCUGAGGCAGACUUUCAACAAUUCCUUCCAGACCCAGCGACUCCAAAUUCCUAGAUACUGGAUUCAUAUCAUGCUGCUUUUUAACUGACCUGCUGCAGUCAGCUGCAGGUUAUAUCAGUCUAAGGUAAUUUCAACAACAGAUCAACUUUUACAGUUCAGUCGUAUACAUUCCUACUCAGAGGUAAGCUCCAUUACAACAUCAUGACCUAGGAAGCUGCCUUAUACUUAGACUGUUGACCCACCUAGCUCAGAAUUGUCUACUGUGACUGGCAGUGACUCUCCAGGGUUUGUGUGAUAGAAUCAUGUGAGACUGUACUCAGUAACGUGGGGAUUUAGGGAAGUUUUUGAAAUUCAUGCUAGUAAUUCAUUCUAAUUUGGGAUCCUGCAAUCCGUACUACCAUCACUGCCCCCAACUGCAAUCUGAAGUGGUGCAGUCCAGGAACCUUACUCCUGAGAACUAGGCCCCAAUUAAACCUGAUUGUGUAGAAUGUCACAAACUUAGUUGCGAAUAAAUAUUGCAGCAUUGGGUCUAGAGUACCAAAUGUUGAACUUGCCUUUAGUAAUUGGAUUGGAUAGUUCAGUGGAUAUUCAUUCUCAUUUUCUUAAACCAGGACCUUUCUUUUCAAGUAAAACAUUGUUAGGAAGAAAGCUACAUUGAAAAACCUAAUCACUCUCUGUAUUGCAGGCUUAUCAUGAAUGUCAAAUAUUUAAAUUUGCAAAGGCCACUUACAUCCACACUUGGAAAAACUGAUGGCCCUGUUUUUCUUGCAGACACCAAAGAUGCUGACGAGGAAGAUUAAGCUUUGGGACAUCAAUGCCCAUAUAACCUGCCGCCUUUGCAAUGGUUAUCUUAUUGAUGCUACCACUGUAACGGAAUGCUUGCAUACCUUCUGCAGGAGUUGCUUGGUAAAGUAUUUGGAAGAAAAUAACACCUGUCCCACAUGCAGGAUAGUUAUACACCAGAGCCAUCCACUACAAUAUAUUGGUCAUGACAGAACAAUGCAAGAUAUUGUUUACAAACUUGUUCCAGGUCUUCAGGAAGCGGAAAUGAGAAAGCAGAGGGAUUUCUACCACAAAUUGGGCAUGGAAGUACCAGGUGACAUCAAAGGGGAGACGUGCUCAGCCAAGCAACAUUUAGAUUCCCACCGUAAUGGGGAAACAAAAGCAGAUGAGAGUACAAACAAAGAAACGUCGGAAGAGAAACAGGAAGAAGAUAAUGAUUAUCAUAGAAGUGAUGAGCAGGUAAGCAUCUGCUUAGAAUGCAACAGCAGCAAAUUACGUGGAUUGAAGAGAAAAUGGAUUCGCUGCUCUGCACAAGCUACAGUCUUACAUCUAAAGAAGUUCAUUGCCAAAAAGCUUAAUCUUUCUUCUUUUAAUGAGCUGGAUAUAUUAUGCAAUGAAGAAAUUCUGGGCAAGGACCACACUCUAAAAUUUGUAGUUGUUACGAGAUGGAGAUUUAAGAAAGCACCUCUACUGCUACAUUACAGACCCAAAAUGGACUUGCUGUAAGAACUAUUUUGUCCUUCUGGACGGUUUUUUGCAGAGACUAUCAUCGGGCACCCUCUUAGUGCAUCACGCAAUUCACCCGUGACACAGACCAGCAGAAUUCAUUCCCGAGAACAGUAGUGCUCUCCUGUUCAACCACCCUGAAUCUUUCUCCGAGGGAUGCAUUAACCUGACUUUCUGGACAGAAAAAUAUUUAUACUUUUUUCUACAAAAAGAAAAAGAAAAAAAAGGAUAUCGCAACUCGAGAGGACACUACCAGCACGAAGUUUACAGACAAUGAAAACACUUCACAGUUCCCUGUGUGUAGCUCAGUUCUUGGUCAUCAUCUUGCAAAGACGCAAAAUAGGUUAAAAAUGUUGUGAAGGAGAUGAAUUUCUAAUUUGUUGCCCCUAAGCCACUUUUGUGUUGCUUCACAACGUAACGUUAAUGUGGCAUAUAUUUUUUUGCAAGAUUUUCUGUCUCUUUAUACCUCACGGCCAUCUUGUCUGUUAGUAAGCCCUUCCUAGAUUAUUUAACAUUGACAAAGAUCUAAUGGCUGGCAGUGAAUUUCCUGGGUUUCACUGUUCUAGACUGUUCUCCUUGGUUCCUUUGCUGAUGCAUUUGAUGAGGUUAUUGGAAGACUUUCAGUUGUUUCCAUUCGUGGUUUUAUUAGUCACAUCAAAAGUGCUGAGCAUUUAGAACAUAGAUCUUGCGGAGCUGGGGCUGAUAUUGGACUGAGAGAUUUUGCCUUUCAGUAAAUGAAAUAAGCCAUUGGCAGCCUUAACUACUUGAACUCCAGUCUUGUUCCUUUUGAACAACACACUAAUACUAAUGCUGCAGCACACUCUGGCGACAUGCGUUAGUACACUGACUUUCUUUCUGGUUUCUGGUUUCCCUAGUAAGUCAGUUCUGUUCACCUGACUCUCUGCUGAAUUAACUUUAUGGGGGUCAGAUUUAGAUGGCAAUGUGGUACUUCCUGGCCUUAAUUAUAAAUCUUUAUUUAUUUUUUAAUCCAGCCCCCUAAGAAUGCAUUAGCCCCUCUAAACUAUAUAAGUACUGUCUCUCUCAAUAGAGGAUUGAACAGCUUAAAAAAAGGAUAAAUGCUGCUCUACUUUAAGCAACUUGAGAUUUUUUUAUUUUUAAAGUUUGCGUUCGGGUGGGACUUCUGCAAGUUUGCACCACGCACAAAGUGGGUGUGUGACAAACGGCAUGCUAGCCUUCAUUGGUCAAGGGCAUGUGAGGCCCUUUCAUUGGGGGCCAUUUAGAUGGUCCAUUCUGGGCGCACCCAGUAACAUGUGUGCAUACUCUCAUUGUUGCACGUAACCCUACGUACUGGCAUGUUUUCCCUCUCCCACAUGCACAUACAUGCACAGAGGCAUGUGUAUUCUUUGCAUGUACACAAACCUGCCAUUCCUCCAUCAGGCACCAGCUUGGCUGGGACUUGUAUUUGUUCCAGGGACUGGUAGGGAAGAGGGUACAUCACUUUCCAUGAUGUUUUGCCGUUUUGCAGUACGCUGCCUUCAGUUAGUUUCUCCUAUCUCUGUUGCUCAUAAACCCGCUGCUGGUGGGAUUUGGGCUUGACGAGAAGCACAGAGCGGCCAAAUGAAUAAGUUUCAGAGAGACUGGCAGGAAGGUCGAGGGGGAGAUGAUGUUUCCCCAGACUUGGUAGAAGGCUUCCCCCCACUUAGGGAGACUUAUGCUUGAGUAGCCAAUAUGCUUAGCCCAUAGCAAUUUGCCCAUCUUUGCUACUUGCUUUUCUGAUCAUUCUUGCUCUGUAUUAAUGGGUGCAGGUGAAUGACUUUCCUUUGUGGAAGAAGCCCAAACAGGGUGCAACAAGGGGGUGGUGUAAUAUGGCGUGCGGACCAUUUAACAAAUCCUUACCAAAUGGAAGUCCAAAGCAGGUAGUUGCUGGACAACAUUGAGAUCAAGUAUCUAUGUUAAUAGCAUACACUCAAGUUAAAAUACUGCUCUCAUCUUCUUGAAUGGAUUAUUCUUGCAGCACUAGACCUCCCCCACCUCUUCAGUUUGGAAUUAAGUCAUUUCCUUCCCUAGUCCUGAUUUUUCUAUUGUCAUCAACUAGAAUUAAAAUUAAUCACCGAACUUCUUCCAGCGACUGUCCUCAUCUAUGCCUUUGGCUCUUCCUGUCAGUGUGCUAGGAGCCCAUCUUUCUAAGGUGAGCAGUGUGGCCUUCGUUACCUCAGAUUUUAUCAUGGCAAAUCUGAAUAGGUGGAAGUCAAAGGAGUCAGUUAGAGGAACGAAGGGGAAAUGGGAGCAAGUAGGAAAUGUUGAGAUGACUAGAUGAGAUUUGGCUUAGCAGUAGACGGCACUGGGCACUCUUUCGGUGGAAAGUUUUCCAGGGUAAGCCCUGUUGAAAUUAAUGGGCACCACAAAGACUACACUAAACAUUAAGGGCACUUAUCCUGUUCACAGGAGAAUUUUCCAUUGGAUAAUUCCCCUUAAAUUUGUAGCUUCUACUUCUUAAUAAGGCCAUACUUCUGUGAAAAGCAAUUUCCCAUUUCAUGUUAAGCUAUUGCUGGCCAUUGUUCAGAAAGUAUCUUCCAAUAUUAAAAAUGAAAGCACUGGUUAUUGGAAGACUAUGGAUUUGUGGAGUGUGGAGGACUAUAUGGGACUGCCCUGGAAAAAGAAGAAUCUUAAGGUUUUCCCCAAAUUCACAGGCCAUAUGGUGCUAUCUGAAAACAUAUUGGCUAACAUUGCUUAGUGAGCCUUAAGCGUGGAGCCUUGUCCAAUAGCCACUUGAUUCAAUUAAUCUUUUAGAGGGUUAAAUGACCAUAUACAACUAUUCAGUCUACCUCAGACUAGAUACACAGCUGAAUUGUAUGACCAAUGCCAUCUUAAAAUACGGAAUAUAAAUGUUAUCCUGUGUAACUUAAAACUGAGGGAUUAAAUAGUAUCAAGAUGCAAACUACAACCCCACAACUCUUGACUGCAGCAGUCUACAGAAUCUGUAUUGCUAAGUUUCUAGCAAAUUUUUGAAUCACUUGAAUUUGAUACGGUGCUAUAUAAAUAUAUUUAAAUAUAUAUCUAGGCAGGUGCAUGGAACCAAAGCCAGCAGUUGACACCUAAGCUGGUUUUGCUGCUCUUCAACGAGUAUUUAUCUCUGCUUUUAUAACAGCCUGAUGAAAACAACCUUGGCAGAAAAUGUUUGGGUUUUUCUUUCUUUCUCAACAGCUUCUUACAAUACGUUUUUUUUUUCCUGUGGAAACUUAGUUCCUUGGGGUGUGUUUGUUCCAAAGACCUAGCUGACUUGUUUUAUCAGAAAAAAACACAACUACAGUGGAUACCAACAGAGCAGAUCCUUGUGAUAGAAAUUGUCUCUCUUCUGUGAAGUUUUUAAGGGGCAGGUUGCACAAUGAUUAUGUUGGCAAAACAUUCUGUUGAUCUUCUGGCUUUAGGUCUUGGAAUCAUUUUCAGCUUGAGUGGCUCAGGCCACACAAUUUGGCCGAAUAAGUGAUCUAUUAAAGUUACUGUGAAGUUGGUUUUUGAGGUUUUUUCUUUUCUUUUUUCAAACGACUGCUUACCGCUGGUAAAUAAAUGCAGUAAAAUUAUCUUGUUGCAUUAUCCUCAGCAACAAAAGAGACGAGCAUAACGCAGGUUCAUGUUCUCGCUUGGUAUAAUUUUCUUUUAAAAUAGAGAAAUCAGAAUAUAUAAUAUUGAAUUUUAAAUAAGAUUGGGGCAGGGGGGGUUAAAAGUUAACUUUAUAAAAUUAUUUAUUCUAUUUUAAGCAUUCUAUCUUACUUUUUACCAUCUAAGUAUUUUUUUUGUUUUGAUGGUCCAGCUUUAUUUAUGGGCAUAUAAAAUGAAAUUGUGAGAUGUUUUUUACAAGCUUCUUCCUUCUUUUUGUGAGGGCCAGAUUGGAUGUUGUGCUGAAUGAGUGGCUGCAACCAAAAAUGGUAGCCGUGUGUCAAGUCUUCUCUCCACCUCUGUAAUGUUUAUGAUUACUUAUUUGUGCUCUCCUGCCAUUUUGCAUGUCUUUGCACCCUUCCGGAGGCAGACAAUGAUAUGAGAAAUGGUGAAUGCUCUUACAUGAGACACAGAUAAGUUGUACUAGAUAUUAUGGAGCAGUAAAGAGGGAAGAUACAGCUGUGAUUAUGUUUGACAGCAGCUGCAUAUUUAGCGUAAUAUUUAGUUUGGCCCCUUCUUUGAUUUAUUUUUAGUAUGUUUUUGUUUUGUAUGGAUAAAGAGCAUUACUUUAUGCUUUUUGUGCAAUAGGUUUGAAACAUGCUUUUGUUAGGCACACCUUUAAGAUUUUAAAUGUAGCAUCUACUAACCACAGAUCUGAAAAGGCAUGUAGGUGGGUUUAAGUGUACAUUCAAAUGGGCUCUUCUGUUUUUGUUUUUCCUUCCUUCCUGGGAUUUUUCAGAGUGACAUUUGGGAGUUGUGUCUGUGUGAAAGAACUACCUGUCAGCAAUAUUUUUUAACAAAAUGAUUUGGCAAAAAAACUCUUAAAUGUAAAAUGUGGAAGAAAUCGGCAAGACUUGCAACCUAUCCGAAUCUUUUUUUGUGUGCCAUUAAUAUGUCUGGUAUUUCUCUCUUAUUUGUAUACCAUUUAACCUGGAAAUAUUUAUUUCUCAGUGGUUGUGCAAUGCUCCAGAUACAAACUGUAACCUUGGAGGGGAAAUGCAAUCAUUUUAAAAUAUCAGACUUUAAAAUAUGAUGGUGCUAUUCUCCCCCCCCCCUCAGUAGGAUUUGAGCCUUUUGAAAGCUUAUCUGGCUCUUAUUGUUUUCAUAACAAUCUAAUUAGUCUUGGGAGAUUCACUGUCCUGUUUCUUUUCCAGUGGAUGACAACUCUAUUAAGCAUAGCCUAUUUGCAAUGAUUUGAAACUGAGCUGUAAAUUUAAAAGCAACAGGAGAAAGCCAACCAGUUUGUACAUCUACACAAUAACUUUGAUAACUUUAUAUUUUAACCAGUACAUACGAAAUGCAUUUACUGCAGACGGUUAAAACUGUAUUUUACAGAAAAAAAUCUGUUUCUGUAUUUCCUCAGGUAAUUGCUCCAGUUUUAAACACUUCACGUGAUACCUUAACUUAACAUAUACACACGUGCCCUCCAAUUACAAAUGUAAAAAGAUGAGGUGCGCAGGCAGACCCCAUUGCAUGCCAGAAUUGCAAGUGGACGUAUUCACCUUAUAGUCAAAAUGUGCACAGGGAAUGCAACGUUUUUAGUAAGAUGCAUACUGUUGGCAUAGAAACGCAGUUUCCGCUUUAAGUGGAAGUGGUGGCUGAAUGCACAUUCUCCAGGAAUUGGUUUCUAACCCUAAAAAACUGGCUGCUGUUGUUUGAAUUCCUCCCCUCUUGGUUGAGCACAAAUUGUGCCCUGGUGGUGACUCACAAAGAUCCAGGGUUUCUGCUGAGCAGCUGCAAAUUGGCAGAGAAGAUGGAGAUCUGCAGCGGAGGAAGCAGGGUGUUUGUGUGUGUGUUGCUUAACCAUUUCCCCUACCGACCACUUGCCUCUACAGUCCUGCAAACAUGCUUCUGGUACCCUGGCUGGGGUGAAGGAGGAAAGUGGUGCAGGAAAUGUUAAGCACUUUCUCCCACCCUAUUCCUCUUUGCUGCAAUUGGUUCCCUUAACCCUACUGUUUUGCAGCUCUGUGGCAGAUCUCUGUUCCAGGCCUUGUUCUGUUGCUGAAUGUGUUGUUCUGACCACUACACCUGUCUGGAGUUCUACGAAUGCCCAUGAGCGUUGAACCUGUCGAAGCUACAAGUGGGUCCUCCUCCUCCUCCUAAUGUUUUGUGUGAAUGGGCACAUUUACUUGGGUGAGGAAAGUUACCUAAGGUGCACUGUCAGGUAUUGCAAAAUGCCCUAUUUAAAAAGGCAGCGAUAACAGCCAAGUGACAGGGCAAAUGUCAAGAAUACCAUUCGUUUGCAACGAGAUAAAUUUAGGGUUAUGGGACAAUAAGCCAGUGCAACCGUUUAAGCCU